Molecule: messenger RNA, 696 nt
Organism: Bipolaris victoriae FI3
Lineage: Eukaryota; Fungi; Ascomycota; Dothideomycetes; Pleosporales; Pleosporaceae
Exons: 5
Coding region: 1-696 (231 amino acids)
Source: RefSeq, a predicted model, not a curated record
AUGAUGGUUCGUCAGGUCCGUGUUCUAAAAGCUACGAGGAUGAUCUCUACGCUUGUUGGGCAGAGUGGUCGCGAGUAUAACCUCCAAAAAGUGCUCCAACGGCACCCCAAGAAGCCUAAACUUAGCGUUUACCUUACGCUUUCCAUCUUAGAGCAUCUGCAAGAGUUUCGAGCCAAGUUUAAAGGUCAUCCCCGUCUUCGCAUUUAUAUAGACAAGAUCCAAAAAGAGAACAUUCUCGUUUACGAAUACUUUAAAUUAGAUUUACUCGCGUUAGUAGAGAAUUACCCUCCUCUUCUAUUAAUAUACGUAGACUCAAGCGACGAAUUCUACCUAGAUAGAGUAGUCUUAGGUAACAUAGACUACGCUUUAAAAUUAAAAGGCGAGAAACUACUAAACUAUAAGAUUAGAAACUGUCUCUACGUCAUCACGGGGGUGCAGUUAUUGCACUUCGACUUUAUGGAGCUUAACACUGAGCCUGAGGUGGUGGUUUUAUUUAAACUACUUUCGACUUUCGGCCCGCUACUGGAUGAACUUAUAAAGCAUGUCGAUGAUGCCAACGCUAAGGACGUAUUUCCUAACCUUACGGACGAAGCAAAGAGGCUGAUCUUAAGGAUAACUAAUCUCAAUCCGGCUAAGAGGGCAACGAUGUCAGAGAUCGUUAAGGAUAGUUAUUGGGGCGAAGAUAAUAAGUCUUAA